AUGGCGCUCGUCUCCUGCCUCCAGAGAUGCGUCCAGCUCGCCCUCUUGCCCGUCUAUGUGCUCGUCCACCUGGGCUUAUGGGACACUGUCUAUAAGAAAGUUUUCCCUUACAUCAUGGCCAGGCUUGCAUCAAGCUACAACCGCAAGGUGCACAGGCAGAAACAAGAGCUGUUCAGCAACUUGGGACAAUUUGUGGGCCCUGGGGGUCAGCUCAGGCUGCUGGAAAUCGGCACAGGCACCGGCACCAACUUCCAGUUCUACCCCGCAGCCUGCCGGCUCACGUGCACCGACCCGAACCCCAACUUCGGGCAGUUCCUCCGCAAGAGCCUCUCAGAGAACCCCCACCUCUGUCUGGAGCGCUCACUGGUCGCUCCUGGGGAGAACCUGCACCAGAUAGCAGAGGGCAGCGUGGACGUCGUGGUGUGCACGCUCGUGCUGUGCUCCGUGAGCAGCGUGGAGAGCGUCCUGCGUGAGGUUCUGCGGGUGCUCCGGCGGGGUGGAGCAUUUUACUUUUUGGAGCAUGUGGCUGCAGAUCGAUCGAGCUGGACCUACUUCUGGCAAAAGGUCUGCGACCCGGCCUGGAAGUGCUUUGGAGAUGGCUGUUCCUUGAGCAGAGAGACACAGAAGGACCUGGAGAAAACCAAAUUCUCCGAGCUGAACUUGAGGCGCGUGCACGUCCCUCUACGCUGGAUUCCUGCCAGUCCUCAUAUCAUUGGAUAUGCAGUAAAAUAA
Tinamus guttatus (white-throated tinamou) is the source of this 732-nucleotide messenger RNA. RefSeq names its product thiol S-methyltransferase TMT1A. NCBI's taxonomy places the organism in Eukaryota, Metazoa, Chordata, Aves, Tinamiformes, Tinamidae. Gene Ontology annotation, molecular function: S-adenosylmethionine-dependent methyltransferase activity. The record is from RefSeq and is a predicted model, not a curated record.